Molecule: messenger RNA, 4775 nt
Organism: Daucus carota subsp. sativus
Lineage: Eukaryota; Viridiplantae; Streptophyta; Magnoliopsida; Apiales; Apiaceae
Exons: 14
Coding region: 1-3129 (1042 amino acids)
Biological process (GO): proteolysis
Molecular function (GO): cysteine-type peptidase activity
Source: RefSeq, a predicted model, not a curated record
AUGAAUUUCACCGAACACGACGACGAUGAGCCCGGACCAGAGUCUCCUCCGUUUGAUUCUACUCACAAGGAUGAGUGUGCUGAUGGCAUCAUAAAUGAUGAUCGCGACAUGAUGUUCACGUCUUCGGAUACAGGAAAUGCUGAUGAUUCCAUUGAUGAACCACUAUCAAAUCAUUGCUUUGACAAGUGGCAAACGGAUGGUGGGGUUGUUGAAUGUCUCCCUGAUUAUAUUGUAUAUCGUGAUAAAUAUUCUACAGACUCUGUGGUAACCUUUUCAAACAGUUACAUUAAGAUAGAGGGAUAUUGGCAAGCUGAAAAUUUUGAAUUUCAGUGGGGAGUUGAUCAUAUCAUGAAUAUUGAAUGUCAGUGGUGUGAGAGAAGUGAAUUCAAAAGGAACAGCACCAACCGAAGACGUACACGGACAUACAGUUUCGAGGACUCUUUUGAAGAUGUUAUAUAUCCGAAAGGGGAUCCAGAUGCUGUGUCCAUAAGUAAGAGAGACGUUGAUCGGCUGGAACCAGAGAUAUUUGUCAAUGAUACAAUUAUCGACUUCUAUAUUAAAUACUUGAAGAAUAAAAUCGACCCCAGCGAGAGACACAGAUUUCACUUUUUCAACAGUUUUUUCUACCCGAAACUGGCUGAACUUGGCAAAAGUCUAUCUAGUUCUGUUGAAGGCCGAGCUGCAUUUCGGAGUGUUCGUAGAUGGACACGAAAAAUUAGUUUAUUUGAGAAGGAUUACAUCUUUGUUCCCGUAAAUUUCAAUUACCACUGGAGUCUUAUAGUAAUAUGCCAUCCCGGUGAAGUUGCUGACUUUCAAGAUUCAGAUGCGAGGAAAACAUUAAAGUUGCCAUGCAUAUUGCAUAUGGAUUCUAUCCGAGGAAGUCAUUCUGGUCUGAAGGGGCUUAUUCAGAGUUAUUUGUGGGAAGAAUGGAAGGAGCGGCAAGCGGAUUCAUCUGAGGAUAUCUUCUUAAAAUUUUCAAAUAUGAGAUUCUUCUCACUUGAGCUCCCACAGCAGCAAAAUUUAUACGACUGUGGACUCUUCUUGCUGCACUAUGUGGAACUCUUUUUGGAAGGACAUCUUGUUAAUUUCAAUCCCCUCAAAGUGUCAAGUUUUUCUAACUUCCUUACUGCUAAUUGGUUUCAACCUGCUGAAGCUUCUCUUAAGCGAGCCUAUAUCCAAAGACUUAUAUAUGAUAUGUUAGAUGAUGGUUCUUCUGAACCGUGUCCAAGCAAUGGAGAAGAUGAGAAGUGUACCUCCAUGUAUCCUAAAUCUGUUGAUAAAGAUAGAACUGCUUCAGAGUUCCUCUCGGACGGAAGCAGUUUUUCAAAGGUUGUCCAUGAAAGUGUACCUUGUUCACAAGAUGGACAGGGGCUUGAAUUAAGCUUGUUACAUUCAUCUUUAGCUGAUAGUAUUCAAUCUGCUAAUGACUCUGGCUUCAUUUUAAGAGGACCUGGUGAGGCAGAAGCUGCUGUAGAAUCUUUGUGUCGAGCUUUUGAGAGGACUAGGGCAGAAGCUGCUGUAGAAUUUUUCUGUCAAGAUUUUGAGAAGACCAAGGCAGAAGGUGGCGUAGUAUCUUUCUGUCAAGCUUAUAAGAAGACAACCCCUUCUGAGGCAGAAACUGCUGGAGAAUCUUUCUGUCAAGCUUUUGAGAAGACAGCCCCCUCUGAGACAAAAGCCCCCUCUGAUGCAGAAGCUGCUGUAGAAUCUUUCUGUCAAGCAUCUGAGAAGAUAGCCGCCUCUGAGGCAGAAGCUGCAGUAAAAUCUUUCUGUCAAACUUUUGAGAGGUCAGCCCCCUCUGAGGUGUUUGAGAACUCGUCUAAGAGUAUUCAUUUUGUUAAUGACUCAGGCUUCGUUUCAAGAGGACGUGCUGAGGCAGAAGCUGCUGUAGAAUCUUUCUGUCAACCUCUUGAGCGGACCGCUUCCGCUGAGGAGUUUAAGAAUGCCUCUGAGAGUAUUCAACUUUUUAAUGACUCUGGCUUCGUUUCUAGAGGACCUGCUGAGGCAGAAACUGCUGUAGAAUCUUUCUGUCAAGCUUUUGAUCAGACAGCCCCCUCUGAGGAGUUUAAGAAUGGUUCCGAGAGUAUUCAGCCUGUUAAUGACUUUGGUUUUGUUUCCAGAGGACCUGCGAAGGCAGAGGCUGCUGUAGAAUCUUGCUGUCAAGAUUUUGAGCAGAAAGGCCACUCUGAGUGUAGUAAUGCCAUGCCACCAAUAGAGAUGGGCUUUGUUUCCAGAAGACCUGUUGAGGCAGAAGCUGCGGCAGAAUCUUUCGGUCAAGCUUUUGAGCAGACAGCCCCCUCUGAGGAGUCUAGAAAUGUGUCUGAGAAUAUUCAACCUAUUAAUGGCUCUAGCUUCGUUUCCAGAGGACUACCCAAGGCAGAACCUUUCUGUCAAGCUUUUGAGCAGACAGCCCCCUCUAAGGAGUUCAGGAAUGUGUCCGAGAGUAUUCAACCUGUUAAUGGCUCUAGCUUCAUUUCCAGAGGACUUGCCAAGGCAGAAGUUGCUGUAGAAUCUUUCUCUCAGGAUUUCGAGCCCCCAUCUGGGUGCAGUAAUGUCAUGCCACCAAUAGAGCAAGAGGAUAAGAGUUAUGAGCAUUCCCGCUGCUCGCCAUUGGGAACUACUGGGUUCCAGGAACCUAAAGCAUCUACUUCUGAAGCAUGUGUUGCUUAUUUAUCCAAAGAAUCUGGAGCAGAACCUUUGUGGGAUCGAGAAUCUAAUACAUGUCAGAAUGUGCUUGUGGACACUGACUCAUCCAAAGAAUCAAUCUGUGCAUCUGAUGAUUUUCUUAAAUCAGAAAAUGCAAUUCAUAGUAAAAUUGGAACAAAUCUCAGUAUGGAAGUGAAACUAGAUCAUCAUCAGCCUAAGUUUUCAUCACUGGGUAACUUGGAAUUAUUUGUGGACUUGCGGAUGCCGUCAAGUAGUGAUCAUAUGCUUAAUGGAAACAACACACUUUCCAAGAAUUGUGGAUCACCUCCCCGAAAUUGUGAUGCACUUGAAGAUAGGUCUGCAGCCUGUGCGCCAGGGCAAUGUAUUUGUGACGGCUUGGGUACCGGUGUGCAGCAGGCCACUAAGAAAAGGAGACUUGCACCUAUAAAAGAGGGGCCAAGUUCAGAUGAGGACUUGCACGAGUAAAAGUAUGUUUAUGAUGUCAUUAGUGUUAUCUCAGUUAUAUGAUACAGGAUUGUCAUCCAUUAGCAGCACAACAAUAUCAGAAGGGGAGAGAGUGGAGAAGAGAAUAGAGGAGAGAAGAGAAUAGAUGAGAAAGAGACUGAAAUUGUAUUUGCAUAAAAUGAAAAUAACAGCAUAGGUUCACUUUAAUACAACUGGCACCAAUAUUUGGCACUACUUCUAACUGAAAUUCCCGCCAAAUACUCACUACUUGACAGCUGUAUUAAAACUACAGAAUAGACUUGAACUGAAAUACUACAAUACUUUUGCACCCAUAUCAUAGUUUCCCCCUUAUAAAGACUUGGCCUCAAGUCUUUUGUGGAAUUGGGAAAGCUGGAAACUUAGCACUAAACACAGCAGCAACCUCCCACGUGGCCUCAGAAUCUGGUUGGCCCUCCCAUUGCACCAAAUACUGAAUUUGCGGCGCAUUUUGGAACUUGAUCAUACGGGUGUCCAGAAUUGCAGCAGGCAACAAAGACACACCACUAGAACUCUUGGACAAUCCUAUCCAAUCUGGCAAUACAACUGUAAAUGGACUAGGCCCAUGAUAUGCUUUAAGCUGUGAAACAUGAAAAACAUCAUGUAUUUGAGCAUCUUCAGGUAGCUGCAAUUUGUAGGCUGCUUUGCCUAUACAUUCCUUAACCAGAAAAGGACCAUAAUACUUUUGAGCCAGCUUUUGAUUGCCUCUGAACUUGACUGAAAACUGUUUAUAUGGCUGAAGUUUCAACCACACCCAUUCCCCCACUACAAAAACCCUCUCAGACCUGUGCUUAUCAGCCUGAUUUUUCAUCCUAACUUGGGCCUUCAACAGGUGCCCCUUUAAUGUAGUAAUCAUCUGUUCCCUUCUCUGCAUGCUUCUGUCCACAGCCUCAACUGGACACUCUCCUGGUAAAUAAGGCAGAUGGAGAGGAGGAGCUUGAUUAUAUACAAUUUCAUAAGGUGUUGCUUGAGUAGCAGAGUGGAAAUGAGUGUUAAACCACCAUUCUGAUAGAGGCAACCAGGCAGCCCACUCUUUAGGAACCUCAGCACACAUACACCUCAGAUAACCUUCUAAACAUCUGUUUACCACUUCUGUCUGACCAUCUGUUUGAGGAUGGUAGGAAGAAGAUAGCAAAAAAUCUGUACCAUGUAAUGUAAACAAAGCCUUCCAGAAUUUACUCAAAAAGAUAGGAUCCCUAUCACUCACAAUUGACCUAGGCCACCCAUGUAGUUUAAACACUUGAUCUAGAUAGGCUUGUGCCACUAAAGGUGCAGUGAAGUUAUGUGGUAGAGCUAUGAAAUGUGAGUACUUGCUCAAUCUAUCAACCACCACUAAAAUCACCUCUUUACCAUUAGAAUUUGGUAAACCAGUAAUGAAGUCCAUUGACACAUCAAUCCAGACCUCAUUAGGAAUUGGUAAAGGCUGCAGUAGUCCAGGAUAAGCACUGGUAUCAUAUUUGGAGGCUUGACAAAUAAGGCAUUGUUUUACAAACUGCCUCACAUCCUUUGACAUACCAGACCAAUAAAAAAGUUGUUGAAGCCUGUGUAAAGUGAUGUCUCUACCAGCAUGCCCUCCUUCAGGUGAAGAAUGCUGCCAAGCCAUUAAUGCUUUCCUUAAUUCCAGGUCCAAA